This is a messenger RNA of Malus domestica (apple), 1340 nucleotides long. RefSeq lists its product as uncharacterized. The record is from RefSeq and is a predicted model, not a curated record. NCBI's taxonomy places the organism in Eukaryota, Viridiplantae, Streptophyta, Magnoliopsida, Rosales, Rosaceae.
ACGGAACAUUCCUGAGUCCACAACACUGAAGAAAAACCUCCACUGCGCGAAUGGCGACAGCAAUCAAAAUCGAGCGCCAACGACCCGAAUAUUCUUCUUCUUCUUCUUCCCAAAAUACUUAGGAGGAUAUCAAAAUUUAUGUUUGGGAAUGAGCUUCCUGCUAAAAGAAAGGAUGAAUUCUGAUUCAGCUAUAAGAAAACGAGGAAGGGGUCAAAACAAACGUUUCUGGACAACCAAAGAAGAUUCUGCAUUAGUUGAAUCAUUGCAAGAAUUAUAUCGCAACACCAAGUGGCGAGCUGAUAAUGGUUUCAAAAAUGGAUACUUAACCCAUAUAGAGGCAAUACUGGAAGCCAAACUGCCGGGUUGUGGAAUACAAGCGUCUCCUCACAUUGAAUCACGAGUUAAGACAUUGAAGAAAAAGUAUUGUGCCUUAACUGAGAUGUUAUCUCAAGGAGGAUUUAGUUGGGAUGAUAAACAAAUGAUGUUGGUUUGCAAUAGAAGUCUAUAUGAUGAAUGGGUGAAGAAAAGAAGGGAUGCAAGUGGAUUGUAUGGCAAGCCAUUUCCAUUCUACCAUGUCUUGCGGGAGAUAUAUGAAAAAGGUCGUCAUACUGGUGCAAAUGUUGGCAAUGAUGAUGAUGAUGAAGAGGACAUUAGGCAAGAGGAUGCAAACAUUGAUCAAACUCAUGGCGGGGACGAUGAUUUGGGUGAAAAUGUGAUUCUGAAUGUGGAUACGAAUAUAGAAUCAGAGUCUGAAGGGAUGGAACAGUUUGAUGUAUCAUUUAGUACCCAACAACGAAGGCCUGCACAAAGUACCCCAAGUGUUUCAGAUCCCGGUCGCAGGGUGAAAGCAAAGGUAAUGGAGGAGAUGACAAAGAAUUUUGGGAGUAUGGCAGCUUCGGUACAAGCGAUGACAUCUAAGAUUGAUGCUCUGAUUAAAGUUCUUUCAACUGAUAAACAAGUGGCUGAAUUGCAAGCUAAACUUGACGGUGAGUUGAGCAAAAUUGAAGGCCUUACCGGAUUGCAAGUCUUUAGAGCGAUAAAUAUACUGGCCACCAAUCAUGACCUGCUGAGAGUGUUCUUUACCAUGUCCGAGGAAAGGAAAAAGGUAUACAUUACGCAUCUGUUAGAGUAUGGCUUAUGAAGGAUAGUUAUGCAGUCGCGUUUAAUCUUCUAGUCAGUUGUAAUGAUAUAUUUGGUAUAAAACGGUAUGACUGAGACGUUAUUGCCGCUGCUUAUUAGUGACGAUUGUGACAGUAAUCUUUGUCAUAAUCGCGCUUGUUAUCCAACUGAUGACCGGCUUAAGUUAUCUAAAUUGAAAUAGAAAGAGCUUAAAUGCCAAA